AUGGACGACCAGUAUAAAAGCCGAUCCGGGUCUGGCGCUGGAUUCCAUCUCUCGCCCUUCUCCUCCUCAUACUCACACCCAUACAACAACGCGUGUACCAAGCCCGUCAAGAAAGCCACGGGAAAGAGACAACCAAGCGAGAGUAAAUAUACGUCUACGACGCAGAUCCUCGAGAAGAACAGGACGUCGAGCAGACAUCCGACCACUCCAAAUCCGCGCAAGCAUUCCAAAAUGCCAAAGUGUGCAUACUGCGGGAACCAGUCCGACCACUACUCGUGCAAUUGCGGGUCGGAAUAUGCCAGCACGUCGUCGGUCGAUCAGAACCCCACGUCGUUGAACGACCCCAAGCCAGAGAUGGGCGUCUCGGCCUCGGUCGCAGGGAUGAGGUCGGGUUCUCCGUCGUAUACGUCGACUCAAUCCAAGCAUUAUGUCGGUAGUAAGGGCAGUGGGUCCUCGAGCAGUCGGGAUCGGAGAUGA
Fonsecaea nubica is the source of this 477-nucleotide messenger RNA. RefSeq lists its product as hypothetical. The coding region runs from base 1 to 477 and encodes 158 amino acids. Lineage: Eukaryota; Fungi; Ascomycota; Eurotiomycetes; Chaetothyriales; Herpotrichiellaceae. The transcript has a single exon. The record is from RefSeq and is a predicted model, not a curated record.